Molecule: messenger RNA, 1137 nt
Organism: Mesorhabditis spiculigera
Lineage: Eukaryota; Metazoa; Nematoda; Chromadorea; Rhabditida; Rhabditidae
Source: the annotation of a GenBank genome assembly
AUGAUCAAAAUGAUCAUUGCUCCAUUAGUGUUCGCCACGUUGGUUGGCGGCAUUGCCAGUAUGGGCAACUCUCGCUCUGUAGGUCGAAUUGGAAUGCGGGCCAUGGCAUGGUUCGUAACGGCUUCGGUGAUCUCGCUGUUGAUCGGCAUGGUGCUGGUGAAUCUGUUUCAGCCUGGCGCGGGGCUCAACAUGGAGGUCACUCAGCAUGCGGCAGCUCCAGUAGCCGUCAACACCGGCGAUUUCAGUCUCAAGGUUUUUAUUAGCCACGUAUUUCCUCGUAGCAUUGCCGAGGCCAUGGCUAACAACGAGAUCUUGCAAAUAGUCGUCUUCUCACUGUUUUUUGGCUUUGCGUUGGCGGGCGUCAAACGUGCCGGCUACACAAAGAUCACCGACAGCAUUGAAGAGCUUGCGAAGGUGAUGUUCAAGAUCACCGACUACGUGAUGGCCCUGGCACCUAUAGGCGUCUUUGCAGCAAUCGCUGCGGCCAUCACCACUCAAGGCCUUGGUCUGUUAGUCGAUUACGGCAAACUGAUUGCUGAAUUCUACUUAGGCAUUGCAAUCCUCUGGGCCGUUUUGUUCGGUGCGGGGUAUCUUUUCCUGGGUCGUUCUGUGUUCACUCUCGGCAAGCUGAUUCGUGAGCCUAUCCUGUUGGCAUUCUCGACCUCCAGUAGCGAAGCUGCUUAUCCAAAAACCAUGGAGGCUUUGGAGAAGUUUGGUGCACCUAAGCGCGUAACCAGUUUCGUCCUUCCUUUGGGAUACUCAUUCAACCUCGACGGUUCGAUGAUGUAUCAAGCCUUCGCGAUUAUGUUUAUCGCACAGGCUUACAACAUCCACCUGAGCUUGACGCAGCAGUUGCUGAUCUUGCUGACACUCAUGGUUACCAGCAAGGGAAUGGCGGGUGUAGCCCGAGCUUCGGUGGUGGUAGUUGCAGCGACAUUGCCAAUGUUCAACCUACCUGAAGCCGGCAUUUUACUGAUCUUGGGCAUUGACCAGUUCCUCGAUAUGGCGAGGACUGCUACCAACGUCGUUGGCAAUAGCAUCGCGACGGCUGUAGUUGCUAAAUCAGAACCUUAUGAGGAGCCGGAGGACGCCACUCAUGCCGACUAUCCCACCUCAAAUCACACUCUGAGCCCAGCC